CAAUCCGAAAGGGACAAACUCAUAUUCGAGACUGGAGGCAAACGAAGCGACGACAAUGUUUGCCGCUCUGUUGGUGUUCGCGAUUCUGACGACGUCUCGGGCUUUUGACGACCGAGUGCUGUACGCGGACCUGGACCCGUGCACCUCGUACAUCAGCCUCAGCGAGGAGUGGCGCAACACCGAGUUCGCCAUCAACGGCAGCAACGGCAAGCCGGCGUGCGACCGGGACAUGGCGGGCGAGUGGUACCGCUUCACCGGGCUGGCGGGCGACGUGAUGCCCACGUUCUGCGUCGACGAGAACCACUGCGGCACGCACGCGCCCGUCUGGCUCAACGGCACGCACCCGCGCCUUCUGGACGGCGUCGUGAGCUUGCCCGCCUGCGCCGCCUUCCGCGACAACUGCUGCAUGUGGCAGUCGACGGUGGACGUGAAGGCGUGCUCCGGUGGCUACUACGUGUACCGCCUGCCGCGCCCUCCCGUGUGCUACCACGUCUACUGCGGACACUUCUACGAGCCGUGCGAGAGAGAGAGCUCCUCCUGCCAGGGGGAAGACUGCGCCCAACCUCCCAGCUGCCGCUGCGGCCAUGGCAUGCUGCUUGCAGAGGACGGCAACACCUGCAUGGACGUGAACGAGUGCGAGGAGGCGAACGGAGGCUGCGCCGAGGUGUGCGUCAAUCUGCGCGCCUCCUUCAGAUGCGAGUGCCCCGUGGGUCAGGUGCUGUCCCCUGACGGCCACUCCUGUCUGGGUGAGGGACAGAGGGCCGUGGGCCGCACCGGCGGGAUCCCACGGCACGUCUCGCGCGAGCUCCCGGAGAUGCGGGCAGAACAAAUGACCCUGUGCGAGACGAACAACGGAGGCUGCAGCCACCUGUGCGUGGCCGCCGAGAGCUCCCACCGCUGCGAAUGCCCCCGUGGGCUCCUUCUGGCCGAAGACAACCGCACCUGCCAGGUUCCCGUGAGAUGCAGCCCCGACGCGAUUGAUGUGGCCGUGCCAAAGGACCAGGUGCGAGGACUGGAGCUCUUCCUGGCCAACGCCUCCUGCAAGGGCGUCUCCAACGGGACCCACGUCAACGUGCACUUUGGCCUCAAGACGUGCGGCACAACAUUGGAGGUCACAGCAGAUAAGAUUAUUGCAAGCAAUGUCCUGACGGGGCUUCCCAAGCAAGGUCCUGGAAGCAACGGCGAUAUGAUCAUCCGCACGAGCAAGCUUCUUAUUCAGGUGUUCUGCGAGUUCCCCCGCCACGAGCUCCUCUCCCAGGGCUUCCUGCCCAAGCCGGGCAACCCCAUCCCGAGGCUGUGGGGUCACAGCCAGGGCCACUUCCCCUUCGCCCUGCUGCUGUACCGCGAACCGAGCUUCGAGGCGCCCGUGGGGCCCGGCGAGAUGCCCCUGGUCGUCAAGCUGCACCAGCCGCUCUACUUUGGCCUGGCGCCGACGACGCGUCUCGACGGACUCGAGGUGCUCGUGGAGCGCUGCUACGCGACGCCCGGGCAGAACGGCAACCACCUCGUCAAGUACUUCCUCAUCCGAGACGGGUGUCUCGUGGACAAUACCAUCCGACUCCUCCCUUCCAGUAACUUACUGAGCAAGCAUUACCAGGUGCAAGUAUUCAAAUUCCUGGGCAAAGAGAACAUGGAGGUGUUCCUGCACUGCGAGGUGACCGUGUGCCAGGCGUUCGACUCCGCGUCGCGAUGCUCCCAGGGCUGCAUGCGCCGCGUGCGUCGCUCGGCGCAGGACGGUGGUGCCAGGCCCCGCCUCGCCGGGCCGCGGAUCCCCGUGAUCACCGGGGGGCCCAUCAUUAUGCACUCAUCGACGACGACCUAACUCCUUGGCUCGCCUGUUCAUGGGCAGACCUCUCACUUGUUCAUGGGCAGACCUCUCACUUGUUCAUGGGCAGACCACUCAUCGAUGAUGACCUAACUCCUUGGCUCGCCUGUUCAUGGGCAGACCUUCAGUCCUGCGUCUCCGUAUGCAAAUACUAUAUACAGACCUAUUGGCUUUCCAGACCGAUCGUAUCCAGCAUAAAUUUGUUUAAGCGAGCAAAGUCUAGACUAGUAUUGACCUUCUGGGUCUCGUCAGCAGAGCUGUUCAGUGCCAAGUUGCCAUUUUCUAAAGGUGGCCGUGAAGGCAUCGAUGCAGCCGGCCGCAGUAACAAGACCAACAAACUCCACGCGUUUGUCAAUAGCACAGUGUAUGUGGCCUUAAAAUGAAAAAUGAAAAAAUACAUUCAAACCAUAUGAAGAGAAAGGCCAGAGAGACAGGGUGGUCAUACUUCAGAAAGAUUACCUCUGGAAUUACAAAUGUGGAAUCGAAAUUCAUCAUAAUUCGUCAUCAUCGAGUGUCUCAUUCCAUGUGCAACCUCUGAGACACGGUUUUUCUUAAUCUGUUCUCUUUGGCCCCCCCCCACCCCCCGCAACUCGGACCUAUUGAACCGUGACCAUUUGUGGGUGACAAUAGCCACUGCGCAGGUGUUCACUGGUGUGCCGUACGGGUCUCCGAGGAAUUUUCCGGGUCGUACCGAGCGCUGUUCGUCACGAUGUCCGACGUUUUUCUCCGCGUGCCGGGAGCUUCUCCGGGAAAGUGAAUUCAGGAGAGCGAAGUAUCGGCAUCAUGCGGCGAACAAGGCACGGUACGACCAGAGUCACGUGGUUAUUUCUAGAUUUGAAGCUUUCGUGACUGCAAGGAUUCAUACUCUUAGUUUUUUCGGUAAAGUCACGUAGGUAAAAAAUAAAAUUAAAAUUAAUACAAAUAAAAAAAUAAAAAAUCACGACGUUUCGGAGGCAACACAAGACUCCGUCAUCAGGUGGGACCAUCACAUCCACAUCUUUGGACCACGUUAUCUUUACAGGUGGCCACUGAGGCCUCUGUGCAGCAGUCACCUCUUCUCCAACCACUUAUUAUAUAAUAGCCGACCGAAUUAACUUCCUUUUUUUUACACGUCUAAUACAUCGCCGGUAUAACGCAGGAUAAAUGCGCGUGACGCUUGGUGAGAAGAAGUUUUUUCCUUAAAUUUUUGCGUACGGUGACAAUUCACAAAAUGCCGCAUUGUGAUUUUUUUUCUUUGCUUCGAAAGCUUGUCCGUAAAAACCCCCGAAUCAUAAAAGUUGGACGCGCUUUUUGUGACCAUGCUACCGACGUUGCUUUAAUUUUUCAUUUUUUUUUUAUGUUUCAUGGGUUGCGCAUUUCGACAGUAUUAGACAAAAAAAAGUGUAGCUCACAAAGUAUUGAAACUUCAGAUUACAAAUAUUUCAUGCCGUUUGCUCUGAAGGAACAUAUUUUUAUUUUAUUCGGGAGGUGGUAAUGAAAUAUUGUAGAAACUAAAAAAACAUUUGACAAGUGCACUUGCAAGGUAGCUCACAUCUUUAGUGAAAUGCUUCCAGCCUGUAUGGGUGUGCAUAACGUGCUUUAUUCCGUGCCAGGAAUGUGUUAUGCCAGCCAGUAUUAACGAGAUAGAAGAAUCAAACCGCUAAGUAAGAGUGAAUCUAUCUGGAGAGACCAACGGGUUUCAACGUGGCCAAUUGCACAUGCAUUGAGGCUAGAUUCUUGGAAAUGUCACGUAUAUUUUUUUCUAAAAAGAUUUUCCAUUAUUGGUAUUGAUGUGUAGUAGAUUAAAACCCUGCAAUGUAGGUGAGGUUUAAGUUUCUAAGCGGUAAUGUUAAUGCACAUUCAUUAAAGUGCAUACGUUAACGUCAUUUAAUAUUAUCACAUUUAAUCACUUUUAUGCGUUUUUCUUUGCUCUGUUCUCUUUGCCACUGCACACAAUUUCGAAUGUGUUACUCUUCUCAGUUUCAUAUUGCGAAUUUUUUUCAUUUCAUUUACAUUUUUUGCUACGUACCGCAUUUCAUUCUUGCAAUUUGGUGUGCCUUUUUAAAUGAAUAAUCAUUAAUAAUAUUUCUGUCGUAUUAUCGGGAGCUUCAGAAACACGGGAUACAAUUCAACAUAUCUUAAAUAUUGAAUCGCUUUGUAAUUACAGCAAAUGAACUACUGACAGUCCCAUUUGUUUCCAAGGGAUCACUUUUCUCAACAUCGGUGCAUUGAAUUUGUCAGCACUGCGGAAGAAAAUAAAAACACUUUCAUCUUCCCACCAACAGUAACCACCACCACAACCAAGAACAAUCAGAGCCCUGGUUACUUUCGGUUUUAAAGAACAAAAAACAACCCCUUCAGCUUGUUCAUGUUGUGUUGCAUUUGAUUUGAAACGCGUUUAAGAACUGAACGUAGUAAUGUAGAACAACUGAGGUUUUACGCAAAUAAGAGAGAGGUGCAAAUGAUCACAGUGUGACGGCGCUUUGCACAGGCCCGGCUGGUAUUGGGGAGGUUGGUGGGGAUGGGACUGGAGAGGCUUCAGCCCCACCUCCCCUUCCUAAUUCUUAUAGACAUUGGCAUUCAGACAUCCUGAAUAAAUUGCAAUAUGCAAGCAUUCAUACUCUUUGUUUUUUUCGGUAAAGUCAUGUAGGUAAAAAAUAAAUGAACAAACAACUAAAUUAAAUCACGACGUUUCGGAGGCAACACAAGAUUCCGUCAAGUGAUACAGUAAUUUUGCUGUGACGGUUCCACCUGAAGACGGAAGCUUGUGUUGCCUCCGAAACGUCGUGAUUUAAUUUAGUUGUUUUUUCAUUUAUUUUUGUACCUACGUGACUCUAUCGAAAAAAACAAAGAGUAUGAAUCCGUGCAGUCACUAAAACUUCAAAUCUAGAAGGAGAGAAUAGUCAAGUCAAAAAACACGUCCACAAUGUUUAACACCAGUGGCAGACUUUUUUUACUCUCUCUCUCCAACGUUUUCCAGUUUGACAAACACUCAAUCAUACAUAAUAAUAAUAAUGCACCCGUGCACAUCUGCUUCAAUUGAGUGAAUUGUCAGACACUUCAAGGCUCUCCAACCAUAAGCGAUGGGCACAUUUCAGCAUUUAUUCAUAAACACCUGGGCUGAGAGCUCAAGCGUGGAAUGCACGACAGACGAAAGGAGACCAUCGUAUUGUUACUCCUUCUUCUGUUCGCCGUCUAACUGACCCGCUCACAGCGGCUGGAGUCGCCCCGUCAUUGCCCCAUGCAUCGCCCCAUGCAUCCGAUCCGUUCGUCAUCCUUUGCCCUCGUCAAUUUUUGCUCCCCUCUAAUUUACGCGUCACAGAUUCCCCGAUGACUCCCCCCUCUCUCAUCCACGCCAUUCGCUCUCAACUCCGCCAUUACAUUCAAAGUGUCUUGGUCAAGGCGCCGAAUAACAUGUAGGAGCCCGGACUUCAACAGUUUCCCAGGCGGACCGCCGGUAAGAGGAAGACGUGCAAGACGGGGGCAGUAAUUACGGUUCAGCUGAUUGAUUAAUUGGAUAACUCAUAUUGUCAAAAAAAAUCACUUCGACUUAGCGGCAUUCGGACAGUCAAAUGAAGUGCUGUUCUGCAAUUGUUGGCAAGUCGGUGACAAGAUGAGAUGUGCAAAUUUCCAUUCAGAUUGAAAAAGCAAGGACCGCGUAAGAAUUGAACUAAGAGCAAUCAACUGCAAAUCAUUUUUUUUUUACUCCACACCCGCCGUAAAACCUAAGUAAUAUGUCUGUCCAAGUACUAUACUUUAUGGCUAUUUCAAAGUUAAAGCUUCAAAUCUGAUGCCUUAAGCCUCAACUGGAUGAUGCAUUGAAAGGGGGGGGGGGGAAGAGACCUGCCCCCGUCACUCCAAUUCAAUCGCGACAGUUAUUACGGCUUGUUGGGGUUGGAUGGUGCCGCUUGGCCACGUGUGACGGCAACGCUGCUAUCAUCCCAACCCCCGAGUUGCCAGCGCUGCCCGACACGAGCUGUGGGUGUCACAGGUGGGACACAGGUGGGACUCGGGCAGGCGUGCGGCCUUUAAUGAAAAAAAUCAAAUGGGGAUAGGAAACAAAGGGCUCAAUCAAUUUGGACACCUUAAAUGUGAAUGCUACGUUGGACGCACUCCUUGCAGGACAAGUGGGAAAGCGAUUGAAGGCGUCGAUGCUGUCACGUGGCAAUUUCUUAUUAUGUCCUUUGUACCGUGUUCAUCAGAUGGACGCGCUUUGUCCCGAGACAUAUUUUUCGAUAAGUUAUGGUGGGGAUCGAUUGUCUCGAAAAAAUAUAUUUGCAUAUGCAAACGGUUGAUUUGUUUUAAACACUAAAUAUUAAUGGCGCUUGCAUAUUUCACUAGGAUUUGACAAAUUCGUAUGCAUCUGAGCUUUGCUGGCCAGGAUGACUGUACCAGUCAGAUUAUCUCUCAUGCAUUCACAUGUCGAGCAUUCGUAAACGAACACUGCUUGUAUAUCUCUGCGGCCGUAACAAUGAUUAUAAUGAUACAAUUACUACCUUUUAGGAUGAGGGUUAUGGUCAGCUCUUGUGUCGGUCAUGGGGGUUGUCUGACCAUACUUCACCACAUUCUGUCAGUGCUGGUUGACGAAGGCAGGGAAAGAGCGGUUUCACAACUGGAUCACAGAUAUCACUUUCCACCUAUGGCUUGGAGUAAAAGCUCAAAUCGUGGGGUUCAUGAUGCAUUGUGCAAACAACCGUGCCUUCGUUCCACCCACGACUGCUAUAAUUACACUCUUCAUAAUUUGAUAACGAAGGUCAAAAAAACCAAAUUCAAAUGUAGCUUUAUAUUGCAAUAUAAGCACGAUUGGAAAAUAUUGUUCCUGUGGUGAAAACAAUUGAAACUAUAUGCAAAAUAAUAAAACGUAAAUGAAGAGUACACACACGCACAUACACACAUGUACGUGUGCAAAUGCGCACGCUGUUCAACAUACCAAUUAGGUUAGUCUUCUUGUGACCUAUUUUGCAAUAAAAGUAAAUGCAUUAAAUUCCACAACUGCCCAGUGAAAGCAUGCACAGAAUUCCAUAACCGGUCGUGGAGCUCAAUAAGAUUUGCUUCAGCUUUGUAUAUUUAUGCAAGUGUGUACAAACAUUGGGUGCCUACUAAACCACAUAAGCUAGAGUUAUUUCCAAUUAAUUGUUGGAUCAAAACACACUGUAGAGUUGGCACGCAAUGGCCUGUUAAUAAUACAAGUUAUACAACUUAUAAAAAAGGAAUUUAAUCGUUGCAAACGAAACACACCCAAAUUAAAAACAAAAACGUGCAAA
Lethenteron reissneri (Far Eastern brook lamprey) is the source of this 7068-nucleotide messenger RNA. It is a transcript of the gene OIT3, whose product is annotated as oncoprotein induced transcript 3. Gene Ontology annotation, molecular function: calcium ion binding. Lineage: Eukaryota; Metazoa; Chordata; Hyperoartia; Petromyzontiformes; Petromyzontidae. The record is from RefSeq and is a predicted model, not a curated record.